Messenger RNA from Ostrinia furnacalis (Asian corn borer), 1312 nucleotides. RefSeq lists its product as uncharacterized. NCBI's taxonomy places the organism in Eukaryota, Metazoa, Arthropoda, Insecta, Lepidoptera, Crambidae. The transcript is spliced from 4 exons. The coding region runs from base 216 to 905 and encodes 229 amino acids. The record is from RefSeq and is a predicted model, not a curated record.
AAAUUUUACGAAAAUUACGCGCCUCUGGAUUUUUUGUUGGAAUAUUGCCUUUUUAUGUAGGUACAUGUAUCUUUUGCUAAAGUAAAGAUUAGUUUUUUCUAGAGUACCUCCAUUUAAAAACUAAUAACUAUAAACUCGCUCUGCGAAUAGAACAGUAAACAAAACUUUCUUGCCUUUUGCCUUCACUGCGAGCGUGUUAUCAUUUUUAUAGAGACAUGGAACUUGUAAAAAGUGUCGACACUCCAGCAGAUCCCAACUCUUCAAUUAAUAAAUUCAACAAGAACAGAGAAGUGACUGUGUGUGCGGUAAAACCUUUGGACAAUCUUUUAGUUGCAAAAAAUUUUCGUGUAACUAAACUUAAUUAUUGCUGCAAAAAUCAAAUUAAAGAAUCUUCAGAAAAGAUACUUCCAAAAUGUUAUAGAAAAAAGUGUCGAAGAAUGAGUAGUAUUCUAAGAAAUAAACACUAUAAUCAGGAAUCUGUGGGUACUAAAAAACACAAGAGUCGCAGGAAGCGAAGAAGUUACAAAAUAAAGAAAAACCAUUCCCAAACUAAAUAUAGCAAAAGAAAACAAUUAAAAGAAGUUAAAAAGAACGCACCUAAAGUUGAUGAGCCCGAACUAUCAUUGAGUCUAUCUUCAAUAUCAGAUUCACCUUCGGAUGGUAACAUCAGUUAUGAAGACAUUAGCUCAGAUUCUUUCACAUCAAAUUCAGAUAGUAAAAUUGAUACACUAAUAAAAAGAACUAAAGAACGUGAACGAAGAAUGUCUGGGAAUAAUUUUGAAAAGCCUUUGUAUGCAAGCUCUCCACUAAGUGUUGUAUCUUCUGUUGAAUCAGGACAAUGGGAUGGGGAAAAUGAAUCUAUCAAUUCUCUUGAAACUUAUGUCCUGGAACGGCAAGAUAUGUAAUGUUAUCAUGAAGCAAAUCCUGAUAAUGUUCCUUUUAAAAAUGAAUAGUUGAGUGCAGGUUGCACUUAAACUAAACCAAAAACAAUUCAUAAUAAUGAAAACUUAUAUUAAAACAGGUUUUAGUAGAUAAGUAGUGUGUAAAUAUUAUGUGUCUCAAAAAUUUAUUUAAUGUAGGUUAAGAAAUAGAAAAGCUAUUUAUAAUGAACUUGUAGCUAACUAUCAUGUGUUGACCACUGAUGUAACCAAGCAGUAAAGCUUGUUAUUUUAUCUUAUAUUCAAAAAUUUUAUGCGAGAAAGUAAUUUUAUGAAGUAGGCCUUGUAAGAAAAUGUUUGAUGUUAGGGAUGAUAUGAUAAAUGGUGUUUUGUCUUUUAUUAAAUAUUGAUAAAAAAAAGAAUUUAUGUCUGUC